Spinacia oleracea (spinach) is the source of this 1401-nucleotide messenger RNA. RefSeq lists its product as uncharacterized. The coding region runs from base 1 to 1401 and encodes 466 amino acids. Lineage: Eukaryota; Viridiplantae; Streptophyta; Magnoliopsida; Caryophyllales; Amaranthaceae. The transcript has a single exon. The record is from RefSeq and is a predicted model, not a curated record.
AUGGGAGGACUAUUAAGAUCAGCUUUUAGUGUUAAUGUGCCACCCAAUUUUCCAACUUUUGAAGCAAGAGAGGAUGGUGAAUGGUAUGAGGAGCCCGUGUCAUACGACACAGAUGUUCAAUAUGAUGAUUUUACAAUAGAAGAAGAUGCGACAUAUAAGAAGCUACUUCAAGCUUCUGAGGAGAAAUUAUAUGAGGGGUGUAUUAAUUUUUCAAAGUUAUCUUUUCUUCUACACUUAUUUCACUUGAAGUGUAUGCAUCACUGGUCCAUUGAAUCUUUCAAUAUGCUCUUGAAGCUGAUUUUAGAUGCAUUUCCUCAAAUACUUGAUUUUCCCUCGUCUUAUUAUUACAGUAAGAAAAUGAUAAAAGACUUGGGCCUUGGGUAUGAAAAAAUUGAUGCUUGUCCUAAUGAUUGUAUGCUGUAUUGGGGUGAAUUUUUAGAGAAAGACAAGUGUCAUGUUUGUGGUAAAUCGAGGUGGAAAACAACCAAGGGUAAGAAGAGUGACGAUGUAAGUGAUCAAGGUACGAAUACUUGUAAGAAAGGUGUGCCAGCUAAGGUAAUGCGAUAUUUUCCUCUUAUCCCAAGACUAAAAAGAAUCUACAUGUCAUCAGAAACAGCAGAAAAUAUGAGAUGGCAUGAUACAGAGCGAUUGGGUGAAGAUGAUAAGAAGAUUUUGAGGCAUCCUUCCGAUGCCAUAGCGUGGAAGGCAUUUGAUGAGCGUUAUACAGAUUUUGCAUUAGACCCUCGUAGUGUUCGAUUAGGUCUUGCGAGCGAUGGGUUUAAUCCUUACCGUUUAAUGAACACUACUUAUAGUACAUGGCCAGUGGUGUUGAUUCCUUAUAAUCUUCCACCAUGGCUAUGUAUGAAACCAUCUUCUUUCAUUUUGUCCACACUUAUUCCCGGAAAAGCAAGUCCUGGAAAUGAUAUUGGCGUGUAUUUGCAACCAUUAGUUCAUGAGUUGAAAUUGCUGUGGGGAGGGGUUGAAGCUUUUGAUGCUUUUGACGGAGUGAAAUUUAAUUUGCGCGCGGCUCUGCUUUGGACUAUUAAUGACUUUCCUAGCUAUGCAAUGCUCUCUGGUUUGAGCACAAAAGGUUACAAUGCAUGUCCUAUAUGCAUGGAUUCCACACCCUCUGAUAGAUUUGGGAACAAGAUUUGUUAUUGUAGCUAUAGAAAAUGGUUACCCGCAGAUCACCCAUAUCGACGUCAGGGUGUAAAGUUUUGUGAGAAGUUUGGAACUAAUGAGUUGGGUGAAGCCCCAUCUCGUCCUAGCGGCACUGAUAUAUUGAGGCAACAAGAAAAGGUCGAGUAUGUUUAUGGAAAGUCAAAGGCACCACCGAAAAAGAGACAAAGAGGACAUACUGAUAACAAUGAUGUCCAAGAUGAAAUUGUCUUUGGUACCUAG